UCCUGCUUUGUACAAACAGCAAAUCAGCUUUUAGGACAAAUUGAAAAUAUUAUUGGAAAACAAAGUUUAUCUUAACAAUUCUCUAAAAUAAAUAAGUAAAUAAAAUAAGCAACUACAACAUAAUCUGACUGCCUGUGAUUAUUCAUCUACAUUUAUGUUAAACAAUAAUGACAUUUACCACAGACACUGAAAGCAACUUUAACACAGUUAGCUAGCUAGCUGCAGAGCGGGACAGCAAAAUCUCCUACUGAGCAGCACUGCUAGCAGGCCUAGCUAACUAGCUAGCUAACAUUAGAUUGCGUUAGUUAGCGCUAGCUAAUUAGCUAGCUAGCUAGGUUGAUAACGUUUAGCUGAUGCAAAAUGUCAUUCGGAGACGCUGCUGUGCCACAGGUUGUGAACGGACCGGUUCAACACACAUGUGAACACGUUGCUGUGUGCUUGCUGAGGUGAGGUCGUCUGUAGCGCCCCUGGUGUUGGCUCAGCGCGACUGCAACAACAUCCAUCACAUCUCCCUCUCCGACCUGCAUCCGCGCGCCACUGUAGCCAGGCUUCCCCAGCUGCUCCGCUGCGCCUUAAUGAGUCUGCGCAAUGGGCGCUCGUCAAGUGUAAAGAGACCAAUAGCGCGUCUUCACUGGCGAACCGGGAGAGAGUGAGACAACACACACACACAGAGCGGAGGAGACAGGCAGAGCAGACGGGAUGAGGCAGGAGCGCACGGACCGUUUCCUCCGGUAAACAAGCGGAGCAGGAGAGGGGACAUCGCCGGCGGAAAGUGGAGCGGAGGGGGGGAUUUCGGGGACACAGCCAUGGCGACGGGAGGAGGAGGAGUGAGGCGGAGGAGGAAAGCGGGGCUCCCGGGAUUCUGCUGGAAAACCUGCUACUUUCCCAUUUUGUUCUGGGUCGUUUCCGUGUGCGGGGAGGAGAAGACGUUCAUUGUGGAGACGUGGUUGAAGAACUAUGGCUACCUGCUGCCUCACGACGUCCGCACAUCAGACCUGCGGCAGGAGAAGGCCAUGCAGUCGGCUGUGGCCGCCAUGCAGCGCUUCUACGGCAUUCCUGUGACGGGAAUCCUGGACGAGACGACUAUAGAGUGGAUGAGGAGACCUCGCUGUGGUGUCCCAGAUCAUCCUCACACCAGCCGUCGGCAGAGGAAUAAACGCUACGCCCUGACGGGACAGAAAUGGAGAGAUAAAAAGAUCUCCUACAGCAUAUCGAACUUCACCCCUAAAGUGGGCGAGAAGGACACCCAGAGAGCGAUCAGACAGGCCUUCAACGUGUGGCAGACCGUCACCCCGCUCUCCUUCCAGGAGGUGCCGUACUCAGAGAUCAAGAACGAGGGGAAGGAGGCGGACAUCAUGAUCUUCUUCGCCUCUGGCUUCCACGGCGACAGCUCCCCGUUUGACGGAGAGGGGGGUUUCCUGGCCCACGCCUAUUUCCCCGGCGCUGGCAUUGGAGGAGACACACACUUUGACUCUGACGAGCCCUGGACGCUGGGCAACGCCAACCAUGAUGGUAAUGAUUUGUUCCUGGUGGCGGUUCAUGAGUUGGGUCACGCGCUGGGUUUGGAGCACUCCAACGAUCCCAGUGCCAUCAUGGCUCCUUUCUACCAGUACAUGGACACACACAACUUCAAACUGCCUCUGGAUGACCUGCAGGGCAUACAGAAGAUCUACGGUAUCCCCACAGCCAUGCUGGAACCCACCAGGCCGUUACCCACCUUACCCUCUCGACGGACACACUCCACCUCCGAGCGCAAGCACGACCGUCACUCCCGUCCGGCGCGUCCACCCGGUGACCGGCCGGCGCUGCCUGGAAACGGCAAACCCAACAUCUGCGACGGCAACUUCAACACUGUGGCCUUCUUCAGACGGGAGAUGUUUGUCUUCAAGGACCGGUGGUUUUGGCGUCUGAGGAACAACAAGGUGCAGGAGGGUUAUCCCAUGCAGAUCGAUCAGUUCUGGAAAGGCCUGCCACCUCGCAUCGACGCCGCCUACGAGAGAUCUGAUGGCAAAUUUGUCUUCUUCAAAGGUGAUAAGUACUGGGUGUUUAAGGAGGUUACGGCCGAGCCGGGUUACCCUCACAGCCUGGUGGAGCUGGGCAGCUGCCUCCCCAAAGACGGCAUCGACACGGCGCUGCGCUGGGAGCCGGUCGGGAAAACCUACUUCUUCAAAGGGGACCAGUACUGGCGCUACAAUGAGGAGAAGCGCACCGCAGACCCAGGAUACCCCAAACCCAUCACUGUGUGGAAGGGAAUACCGGAUGCACCGCAGGGGGCCUUCAUCAGCAGGGAGGGAUACUACACCUACUUCUACAAGGGGAAGGAGUACUGGAAGUUCGACAACCAGAAGCUGACGGUGGAGCCCGGAUAUCCAAAAUCCAUCUUGCGCGACUGGAUGGGCUGCGACCAGUCCGACAUGGAACGUUCCGGCGGCAACGGUAACCGUGGUGACCGCCAGCUGCCCCUCGACGACGUGGACAUCAUGGUGACCAUCAACGACGUCCCGACGACAGUCAACGCCAUCGCCGUGGUGAUUCCUUGCAUCCUGUCGCUGUGCAUCCUGGUGCUGGUGUACACAAUUUUUCAGUUUAAAAACAAAGGAGUGCAGCAGAACACCAUGACACAGCACUACUACAAAUACCCUGUUCAGGAGUGGGUAUGACAGGCAACGUUCCUUUGAAGAGGUCAAAGUUCAUGGAUGAAGUGGUUGUCAUAUUGUUUGCUAGCUAACGUAGGCUAAUAGCCAAGAACACCAGUAAAAAGACAACAGAAAGUCAGUGCUGAAAGAUGCUAAUUGGCUAGCUAGAGAUAGAUGCUACAAGAAGGACCCACACUGAAAAUGCCUGGUGGAGGUAGAAGUAGACACUUGCUCAGAGUAUAUGUGAGACUCAUGCCUGUCUUGUGACACAAGCACUUCAGUGUAAAACAGGAAGAUUACUGAUUUUGUCUUUUUAAGGAUGCUAAAAACAAAUGGCUGGAACAAGUCUGCAGAUACUCCAAUAGGAUGCGAUUGGCUAAGGACACAUAAACAGAAGAUUUUUCAGUCUUAUGAGCGAUACUGAACUUUGACUACGUCUUCUGGGACCUACAACACACAAUUCUCCUUCUCAGUGAAAAAAAAAAAGAAAGAGGAAGAGGGGCAGAAUAAGCUCCUCUAAGCCAGACACCACUUCCAAGUUUGUUAUAACAACAGCUUGAACUACUUCAACUAACUAAGUCAGAUGAAAUUGAAUGAAAAAACAAAAACAAAAAAGAAAUGGUUUAAAAAUAUCAAACUUGAAGAUAAAUGUAGGUAGAAAGGCCAUAACAAAAAGAAAACCAAGGAUCUCUCCGUGGAUUACUGAGUUUUUGUUUGAUUUAUUUUCAGUUGUAUGGAGAUGUAAAACUGUCAAAGAGGACCUUUUUCUCUCUUUCUUCACUGUACACAACAAGAACAUCCUCAUCACCAUUAACUAAAAAAACCUCCCCUCAACCAGUCAAACAAACCCUUUUUAAAAACGUGUUGAUCUACACAGCUUGGACUGAGGGGUUUUUGGACAAAUAGAAUAGUGAGUCAUCUGCAUAUGAUGAUAGAAUAGAUCAGUUCAGCAGCCUUAUCUCAGUCUCAGCAGACCUAACAAGCUGCACACAAUAAGGACCCAUAUUUAUCAAGCUGCUAAAAGUGAAUUGAUAAUAAAAGUAAAAACAACCUUCACUUCUACUUGUCAACUUGAGGUUGUUGUUAAUUUCACGUUUAUUUCUAAUUGGGAUAUCAGGGACUUCACACAGGAUAAAACAAACCUGUUGAAGUUACAUAUGUUUUUGCAGAAUAAUAUCACUGAGUAAACUGUUUCUUUAAAAAAACAUUAUGGCAGGUGUAUGGUAAAUCCUUAUGUCUGAUUGGUUCAUACAUGUGAUUAAUUAUGGGAUCACCUAGAGAGCUGCUCUUAAAUGUUAUUCUACCAUACUUUGCUGUUAGAAGGAGUAACUUGCUUAAUAAAUAUGUUUUAAUACGCACAGAAGCUGUUUAAAAUCCCAAAUUAGCUUUCUGAGGAUUUGAAAUUGCAGUUUUUAGCAGUUUGAUAAUUUCGGGCCCAGAGCUGAGUUGGUUUGUUGAGUUUGUCUUUAUCCUUGUUUUUUGUAUUUUUGUCUCUCCGAGGAGAAAGGCUUGGAAAGAAUUGGAGAAGUGCAAUAAAGGAGGAAAUCGAAAGUGAAAGUGAAGAGACAGGGAGUUAGAGUGGAGCAGGGUUUGAACGGAGGGAGAUAGAGACCGAGGGUGGUGAACAGAGGAUAUAUGUGGGUCUGUAUUAGUAUGCUGGCUGUGGUGCAGCAACAUCGACCGAGCUUAAUGAAGUUUCUUCUGUUCACAAAGCUCUAAUAGGGGCUACUCGCCCUCCACAUCCCUUGCUUUAAUCCUGCUGUCGUCCCUCUGUCUUUUCUCACUGUCCUCUUGUAAUUCUCCCUGUCCAUCUGGCCUCUCAUCUCUCCAUUGGUUCACUCUCUCCAUCUAUCUAAUCUUUUCCUCCUCCUUUAUCCAUCUGUGCUGCUCUCCCUCAUCCUUCUCUGUGUCUUUAACAUCCAGCAUUUUUUUAAAUCAAUACACCAUCUGUAUGUAGUUUGUUUGACGCACCAGGUAGCUUGUCUACGCUCAGUCAGUGUCAUCAUGAGCAUCUGAAUCUGGCUGCUUUCGUUAUUAUUUAAUAAGUGCUUUUAUUGUUUGUUAAAACUUUAAGAAGGAGCUUUGUCUCUGGUUUUGUCUAACGUGCCAAAAUUUCCUCUCAUCUUUGGCUCUAAAUUUAUUUUUCCUUUCCUCUGGCCUGUUUGGUAAACAUAAACAAGAAAUUUACUGAUAGCAUAUGACAGGGUUUCAUAUGUAUUCUUAUUCAUUAUGGUAAAUUAUGGAAAGUUUGGACACUUCAAACAGCUGCUGUUUUGGGAUGCCAACAUUAAAGUUGCUGUAUUCUCCUUUGAUAAGAGAGUUGCAGGUGAUACGAUAUCAGACCAUUACUUCUAGCAUUUCUAAUGCUGCAGGGAUUUAAAACCUCACAGCUCCAGAAGUCCACAAAGCAAAUUUUAAGAAUAGAGCAGGAUCACCCUCCACUAACAGUUAUUCGGCAGUAGGGCCCAUUAGCUGUGAUGCUGAAAUUCAUCAUGAGUUAUUUCCCCCUCUCAGACGAACACCUCUCCCCCCACAAAUGUGUGAGGAGUGUAAUUCAAACUGAAACAGCAGCUGCUUUAUUUAAAUACACGAGCCUCUCAUUUAAAUGUCAUUACCUUCGUAAUGUGACUCAUAACGGUUCAUUCAGAGGCCACUGAGCCCCCAGAGGGGCUUUAGAGUCGCCCCUCUAUGACCUGCCACCUCAGGCUGGGAAUCACUGUUGCAGGGCAGCCUGGGACGUCAGAACUGAGUCACUGUUUAUGCAGACUGAUGAUUUAAAUGCCUCUCUUUGGAGUGAGAAGAGAUUAUGAACCUUUUCUUAUAACCCAGGUGGAAGUUGUUCAUCAGGCGAACAGCUUCUCUGUUUUAUCUUGUUCCUGUUGUAAAGAUGCAGAUGCACAGUAAUAAUGCAGUAGGUCAAAGAGCAUCUUUCCACAUCAUUGUCCAGGCUACUUGAGACUCUAUACAUCCAAAAGAGGACUGUAAUGUCUGCCUCUCUACAGCUCUCUCUGUCUCCCUCCCCCCUUCUCCUUGUUCUCAUUCGCUCAGCUUUGUACCUUAUUCACUGAGCUCUCUGUCCUGCAGUAAUUGAAUGUGUUCUCGCUGCAUAUCCUUGCAAUUACUUGCUGCUGUCGAGAGCAAUUCAGCGCACGCAGCAUUCAGCACAAAUCGAUGUCGUUCAAUAUCCUCCAGCGCUAUUUUGACUCGGUGGAAAACGUAUAUUUGUUCCUUGAGGGUGUACAAUAAACACAGAACAAGCCAUUCUGCUCCGUUUACCUUUACGGCUGUAUCCAGGAUGCUGACUCUGUCUGCUGGGAGGGGGCGUGUAAGGCUGCACAAACAUGAAUGUCGAUCAAAAGGAAAUUGCCUACUGGACCUAACUUGUCUUUCUCUUUGUGUUUACUCGACCGGAGUGAGAUGGUCUGGACAGAGCAGCUUAAUUCAAGUUAAAAUAUGCAUUUGAUCAAGUGAAAGUUCAGCAUGUGGAUGAAAUAAAGGUUGAUGUACAGGACUGCCAGGAAUGAUUAUGAUCUGCCUGAAGGGUUUUUUCUAGAAGAUCUCAGAGAUAAGCAGCUGACGACUUCAGGUUGUUUUUUUGGACCAAAACCCAAGAAAUGUGCAUUUUACAAUCACAAAAGGCAAAUAAGUAGCAGAAAUCGUCGCGUUAGAGAAGCUGGAAUCACCAAAUCUUUGACAUGUUUGUUUGAAAAAUGACUGAAAUCAUUUUCUGUCACUGAUUUAUCGACUAAUCGUUUCAGCUGCGGUCAGUGUUUGUACAUAAUGGUGGAAAUAACUGAAGCCUGAUGUAGAAAAUGGGACUGUUAAAGUUAUAUUAAUGUAAGGUUUUUUAAAAAAUAUUUAUUGAUUAUAGAUUAACUCAGACGUUCCUAAUAUGUGACUGGAGUUGGAAAACAGUGACAGAUGAUAUGAUCAGAUUAAUAGGAAGCUGGGUGGUGUUAAUUGAAGGGAUUUAGUCUGUGAAGUGACAUUAAUGUGGAGUCAUGAGGUUGAUAAGGGGCACAGAGUGCUGCAGCAGCCAUGUUCUUUGGACUGUUUCUCUUGAUGUUUUAAUUUGUUGAUUGUCUUCCUUCAUUUUCACGUAUUUCUCAGCUGAAACUUUUCGGGUUCUUUGCUUUUUUGUGCACGUGUGUGAGUAGACGUGAUCCUUGUUGAGGUGGCUCUCGGUCGUGUGGCGUCUCUAGUUGAUGCUGGUGCACUUUGUAAAUAGUAGCGCUCCAGGCUAGUUGCUGGUUUGUCAUCAGUCGAGUGUUUUAUUGCGCUGUGAGGUGGAUGAUGGGAAGGGCGAGUUGUAGCUUUCUCCCUGAGGGGGGAGGGGGAGAUUUCAUCGAGCUAACGAGGGGUUUCCAUUUCCAUUCCCACUUCAGAACUCCCGCACCUAUUAAUAAUAUCAUAUAAUUCAUUUCACCCUCUCUCGUCGUCACUGUUGUUCUUGGUGCUCAUUCAUAAUGUAACUGACAGACGUGUAGAUGUUGCUGAGAUUAACUAAAGGUUUAUUAUUAAUGUCCGUGUUGCUUUCAGGUACUUACAGGUCUUAACAGUAGCAGAUGUGCAGGCAGAUUAAGCUCAUCUCCUUAUACGUCGCCAGCCACUGAGUCGCUGCACUGAUGCAAUCGGGGAUUAAGUGCCUUGCUCCAGGGCACUUCAGCAGUAGAUGUUGAUGUUGACAGAGGAGCACUGCUCAUGCUGAUUUUUCCAGCGCUUUUUGGGGCGUUCAAGACGACAACUUUCCGGUCGGUUGCUUGAUUUUAUUUCAACCGUUGAGGCUCCUGCCGCCCCGAUGAAGCUUUGACAAUGAAUGACUCCUGUUCUCACAUCAUCCCCAUCAGGUUACAGUGGUUAUAUAUAUAUAUAUAUAUAUAUAUAUAUAUAUAUAUACAGACACUUCAUGGAGGUUUUACCAAUGAAGCGUUGAGUUUGACUUGUGGAGUGGCCUGCAGUAAGAGAGAGAGCAAUUUAUUACAUUUUAACAGGGGGGUGGUGAGCAGGUAAAACUUCCAUCAUGUUUUACCUGGAGAAAAAAACUGACUGUACUUUGAUAUGAUUCAAUCAUAUGUUCUGUACUAAAGAGAAACCACCGGCCCUUCAUCCCUCUGGGAGAAUCUGUAUAUAUUUGCUGAGAUUUACAGAAGAAUAGCAGUUUACAGAAGUGCAGUGUAUUUCAGCAGAUGUCUGUUUGUGGAAAAGGAAGAAGGGUACUUGAAGAAAACAUACUGUAGUGAUUACAUCGUCUCUUAUUCAUAUUACUUAUGGAACACACAUAAAGACAAAAUAUAUGUACAUGAGAUUUUCAAACCUGGCGGUGGACCCUGUCAGUCCACCACCAGGUUCUGUUUGAAACUUAUUUAUUCAGCUGGGUUCUGUAGUUUUCACAGAGGGCGAAGGGUCCUCUGAAAAUUUGCCUCUUUUAUGGACGUUGUGUGCAGACCUGGGACAAGCUGCCACUGAAACCAAAACGAUUCACGCUGGUGUCGUUGGAUUUAUCUGCCUUUUAGUCCAGACCUGCCAAAACUCCGUCCUCGUCUUUCUCAGUGUCACUGUCCUCCUCCGUCCUCUUUACUGUGCAUCCGUCAUGGAGGCGUUACCUCCUAUUCAAAAGAGGAAGCAAGGGACUCGGUUGCCACUGUGGUGGGCAGAUACGUUCAAUGAACCGCAGUGAAAAAUAAAAUAAUAAAAAAGAAAGAAAGAAAAAAGUAACUCUGUAAGAAACUGAGACGUUAGCUCUUUGCUCGGGUUUUCAGCUUCACAGUUUCUUCAGUAAAAGAGAAGCUGAUCUCUGGUCAGAGCUCGGUGGCGUUCUGUCCCAGGUCUGGUGACGCUCUGGUGGGUUUGGACAACAGUGAGUUGCCUUUAAAGGCAGACUUAGUUAUCUGAUCACGCCACUCCCAAACAGAUGUGACCCUGCCAGAGAUGGUGCUUCGCUGUAUUUCUGUAUCUUCAUCAGCAGUGAAUCUUUGAUCAACUCUCACUCAUUAACUCACAUUAACUUCAGAUAAACUUUGGACUGUUUCUCGCUCGAAACAGAGGCUGUGGAUUUUGUUCCGCAUCACAUCCAUUAGAGGAGAGAGCCAGUAUGAACAGCAGGAAUGAUCUCAGUUCAUAUGGGACCAGAAAAUCAAAGUGAAUGUAGCUGCAUUAUACUAAAAUAUUCAGUUUCAUUUAACCUUCUGUUAAAGUCUGUUCUGGCCUGUGUAAGCUACAGGUUUGUUCAAAGUGGUUCUCUGCUGCCAGAAAUGUUUCCUAGCUCAAAAUCCAUUUAACAGUUGAAAGUAAACUGGUCCAAGUUCCAUCUUGAACAGUGUAAAUCCAUCUCUGACGGACGCUGUGGUGAGUUUGGAGUGUGGCUUCACGUGGCUAAGUCUUCCUUUAACUUGCCUGUUGUUGCCUUUAGUUUCUAAUGUUCUCUUUUCUUAAAAAAAUAUACGUAGGUGAAUAAAAACAUAUCAGAGGUAGUCUGGGCAGACUUUUUGAAGUAACAAGAUAUACUGAAGUUCUUUGGAUAAUAUCACAACUACUACUACGACUUCUAGGGAGAUUUUAUCAGAUAUAGCUUUAAGAGAGAUUCGAUUCAGUUAGUUUUUCUUAUAAAGAAAAAGAGAAGUUUUCUGUAAAUACAGUAGGAUUUUUGUUUGGUUUUGGGUUUUUUGACUAACUGGGUUGAUUAUAAAAUCAAAAUGAAAAAAAUCUGAUCUUGGCUCACUUCUUUACAUGCAAAACGAUGCACCCUUUUGUUUGUGGAUUUUUUUAUAGAGUCAUCAUGUAGUCGUUUCCAGUCGGAUAUCAAAUAUCAGCUCGUGUAAAUAAAACCAACAAAAGCUUUUGAAAAGUUUUGUAUUUUUAUUUCUCUCUCUUAUUUAAGAUGAACGUCAUCAUCCUUUGCACACAAUGUUCUACCAUUUUUAUGACAGUGCUUAUACUGGAUAGACAUGUUUACGUUAAUGACGAGAAGAUUAUUCAAUAAUCAAACUUUUAUUUCUGAUGAGAGAACGUUUUAUUGUUUCAAAUGUUAACACGACUGCAACAGAAAGGUUUGUUUUUUUUAAUGUUUGGUUCAGUUUUACUGUCUCAUGCCAAUUAUAUACCAAUAACACAAUGUUCUGUUAACAAUGAAAUGUCAAUAAAAGUGAAAACUUCAUUGUCUAAGA
Molecule: messenger RNA, 9799 nt
Organism: Lates calcarifer (barramundi perch)
Lineage: Eukaryota; Metazoa; Chordata; Actinopteri; Centropomidae
Gene: mmp24
Product: matrix metallopeptidase 24
Biological process (GO): collagen catabolic process; extracellular matrix organization; proteolysis
Cellular component (GO): extracellular matrix
Molecular function (GO): zinc ion binding; metalloendopeptidase activity
Source: RefSeq, a predicted model, not a curated record